Messenger RNA from Mytilus trossulus (common blue mussel), 1131 nucleotides. Its product is annotated as transcription factor SPT20 homolog. Bases 1 to 1131 code for a protein of 376 amino acids. The record is from RefSeq and is a predicted model, not a curated record. The transcript has 2 exons. NCBI's taxonomy places the organism in Eukaryota, Metazoa, Mollusca, Bivalvia, Mytilida, Mytilidae.
AUGACACAAGGCCCGCCCGUACAGAAUGAACAAGAGAGCGUUGAUACACCACAUGAAGGUAUACAACAAGAAUUAAAUGACACUAGGCCCGUACAGAAUGAACAAGAGGGCGAUGAUACACCACAUGAAGAUAUACAACAAGAAUUAAAUGACACAAGGCCCGUACAGAAUGAACAAGAGGGCGAUGAUACACCACAUGAAGAUAUACAACAAGAAUUAAAUGACACAAGGCCCGUACAGAAUGAACAAGAGAGCGGUGAUACACCACAUGAAGAUAUACAACAAGAAUUAAAUGACACAAGGCCCGUACAGAAUGAACAAGAGAGCGGUGAUAGACCACAUGAAGAUAUACAACAAGAAUUAAAUGACACAAGGCCCGUACAGAAUGAACAAGAGAGCGGUGAUAGACCACAUGAAGAUAUACAACAAGAAUUAAAUGACACAAGGCCCGUACAGAAUGAACAAGAGAGCGGUGAUACACCACAUGAAGAUAUACAACAAGAAUUAAAUGACACAAGGCCCGUACAGAAUGAACAAGGGAGCAGUGAUACACCACAUGAAGGUAUACAACAAGAAUUAAAUGACACAAGGCCCGUACAGAAUGAACAAGAGGGCGAUGAUACACCACAUGAAGAUAUACAACAAGAAUUAAACGACACAAGGCCCGUACAGAAUGAACAAGAGAGCGGUGAUACACCACAUGAAGAUAUACAACAAGAAUUAAAUGACACAAGGCCCGUACAGAAUGAACAAGAGAGCGGUGAUACACCACAUGAAGAUAUACAACAAGAAUUAAAUGACACAAGGCCCGUACAGAAUGAACAAGAGAGCGGUGAUAGACCACAUAAAGAUAUACAACAAGAAUUAAAUGACACAAGGCCCGUACAGAAUGAACAAGAGAGCGGUGAUAGACCACAUGAAGAUAUACAACAAGAAUUAAAUGACACAAGGCCCGUACACUACUGGACGAAAAAACGUCUGUCCAUACCAGUAACAGUCGUUCUAAGACUGAUAAGGUCUGUUAAAGUUGUAACAGUUCUUAAAUUUCACUGCUUCAGUUAUUUUGUAACUGUCCCAACUUUAAAAGUGUUUGUCUACAACAUAAUUCGACUGCAACAACGCAAGAAAUAA